Molecule: messenger RNA, 342 nt
Organism: Ricinus communis (castor bean)
Lineage: Eukaryota; Viridiplantae; Streptophyta; Magnoliopsida; Malpighiales; Euphorbiaceae
Product: copper transporter 2
Exons: 1
Coding region: 1-342 (113 amino acids)
Biological process (GO): copper ion transmembrane transport; intracellular copper ion homeostasis
Cellular component (GO): plasma membrane
Molecular function (GO): copper ion transmembrane transporter activity
Source: RefSeq, a predicted model, not a curated record
AUGUUUCAAGGUUUGCCAAGCCAAAGCUCCUACUCAUACGCAGUAUCUUUAGCUUCUGUUUUUCUUAUUGCAAUUGCAGUAGAGUGGCUAUCACAUGCCAGAUUGAUAAAGAUUGGCACAAACAAUGUCCUUGCAGGGCUCCAGCAAACUGCAAUAUAUGCUAUUAGGGUAACACUUGCAUUCUUGGUUAUGCUUGCAGUUAUGUCCUUUGACACAGGUGUCUUACUAGCUGCUGUUGCUGGAUAUUCAAUUGGGUUCUUGAUUUUUGGUAGCCAGGUUUUCAGAAAACCAAAUAUUGAACCUUACCAGGAUUCAAUCGAUCUCCCUCCUUUGAACUGCUAA